CACAACUCUAGGCGACAGCGACUUUAGAGAAGUCCAGGAAGCUCACUCGAAUCUCACUGUCGCCGACUUCACAACAGCUCCUGGUCAAUCCGCAUAUGCCUGGAGCUGAGGCUCCCUCCACUCCCUGAAAUAUGCCUUCCUCCACCACCAUGCUCACCAAAUUCGAGUCCAAAUCGUCGCGCGCAAAGGGCAUCGCCUUCCACCCGAAACGACCAUGGAUCUUGGUGUCACUCCAUUCCUCGACGAUCCAGCUAUGGGACUACCGAAUGGGCACGCUGAUAGACCGCUUUGAAGAGCACGAUGGGCCUGUGAGAGGCAUUGACUUCCACAAAACACAACCUCUAUUUGUUUCUGGGGGUGAUGACUACAAGAUCAAGGUCUGGUCAUAUCAGACGAGAAGAUGUCUCUUCACGCUGAAUGGCCAUCUGGACUAUGUCCGUACGGUCUUCUUCCACCACGAGCUCCCCUGGAUCAUCUCCAGUUCCGACGAUCAGACCAUUCGCAUAUGGAAUUGGCAGAACAGAUCCUUGAUCUGCACAAUGACGGGCCACAACCACUACACCAUGUGCGCCCAGUUCCACCCGAAAGAAGAUCUCGUAGUGUCAGCUUCACUGGACCAGUCAGUAAGAGUUUGGGAUAUCUCAGGCCUGCGAAAGAAGCACUCCGCGCCCACUUCCAUGUCAUUUGAGGACCAGAUAGCAAGAGCGAACCAGAGUCAGGCGGACAUGUUUGGUAACACCGACGCAGUGGUCAAGUUCGUGCUUGAGGGCCACGAUCGAGGCGUCAACUGGGUCGCGUUCCACCCGACUCUCCCAUUGAUCGUCUCGGCUGGAGAUGACAGGCUUGUGAAGCUUUGGCGAAUGAGCGAGACCAAGGCAUGGGAAGUCGACACCUGCCGAGGUCACUUCCAGAAUGCUUCAGCGUGCCUCUUCCACCCACAUCAAGAUCUCAUACUCUCCGUGGGUGAGGACAAGACAAUCCGAGUAUGGGACCUCAACCGAAGAACGACUGUUCAAUCCUUCAAGCGCGAGAAUGACCGCUUCUGGGUCAUCGCAGCACAUCCCGAGAUCAACCUCUUCGCAGCGGGACACGACAAUGGUGUUAUGGUUUUCAAGCUGGAACGCGAGCGACCUGCCUCGGCCGUCUACCAAAACAAUCUCUUCUUCAUCACCAAGGACAAGCACGUGCGGUCUUACGACUUCACCAAGAACGUGGAGAGCCCUUCGAUGCUUUCACUGAAGAAGCUUGGCAGCGCAUGGAUCCCGCCAAGAACUCUGUCCUACAAUCCAGCCGAGCGAUCUGUGCUGGUCACUACACCUGCAGACAGCGGCAUUUACGAGCUUAUGAGCCUCCCACGAGAUGCUUCUGGGGCUGUUGAGCCAACCAGCACUCACCGUGGCACAGGUAAUUCGGCUGUCUUUGUUGCGCGGAAUAGAUUCGCAGUCUUCACCUCCGCGAACCAGCAGAUCGAUAUCAAGGACCUCCAAAAUGCGACUACCAAGACGAUUAAGCCCCCUGCUGGUACCACUGAUAUGGUUUUUGGUGGGACUGGAUGUCUCCUGCUCAUCGCUCCAACCCACGUCUACCUGUAUGACAUUCAGCAAAAGAAGCAGCUUGCUGAGCUCGCAGUCGCCGGCGUGAAGUAUGUGGUCUGGUCUGGAGAUGGCUUGUAUGCCGCGCUUCUCAGCAAGCACAACGUCACCAUCGUCAACAAAUCCCUGGAACAGAUCAGCACUCUGCAUGAGACUAUUCGCAUCAAGAGCGCCGCGUGGGAUGACGCCGGUGUGCUGCUCUACUCAACUCUCAACCACGUCAAGUAUGCUCUAAUGAACGGAGACAAUGGGAUCGUACGCACUCUGGAGCACGUCGUGUACCUUGUCCGCGUCAAGGGCCGAAGUGUUUACUGCUUAGACCGUGCCGCCAAGCCCAAGGUCCUGACAAUCGAUCCAACCGAGUACCGAUUCAAGCUUGCUCUCGUCAAGCGCCACUACGACGAAAUGCUCAACAUCAUCAAAACUUCUAGCUUGGUCGGUCAAAGCAUCAUCUCGUAUCUGCAGAAGAAGGGUUACCCCGAAAUCGCUCUCCAGUUCGUCCAGGAUCCUCAAACGCGCUUCGAACUUGCCAUCGAAUGCGGCAACCUUGAUGUGGCAGUUGAGAUGGCCAAGCAGCUUGACCGACCCAAGCUCUGGCAGAGGCUCAGCACUGAAGCGUUGGCACACGGCAACCAUCAGGUCGUAGAGAUGACCUAUCAGAAGCUUCGCAAUUUCGACAAGCUCUCCUUUCUUUACCUCACCACUGGUGACCAGGAGAAGCUCAACCGCAUGGCGAAGAUCGCGGAGCACAGAGGCGAUCAGACAAGUCGAUUCCAAAACUCCAUCUACCUUGGCGAUGUACAGAGCCGGAUAGAAAUGCUCAAGGAAGUGGACCAAUACCCUCUGGCCUACCUGACUGCCAAGUCGCAUGGUCUUGAUGACGAGUGUCAGGCCAUCUUGGAAGCUAGUGGGUUGAGUGAAGAGGACAUCAAGCUUCCCACCCUCGGACAACCGAAGCCUGCACCCAAGGCCGUUGCGCCCACAUUCAAGAGCAAUUGGCCAGUAAGAUCGACUGGUGUCAGCUCCUUCGAGAAGGCUCUCAAUGCUGAAGACGGUGAAGUUACCGCUGACGCCAAUGGCUACGCUGAGGAGGAUCUCCUCGCAGAAGAAACCGCUGCUGCUGUCAACGGCGGUCUGGGCGAUGCUGGCGAUGACGAAGAUGCUGCAGACGGUUGGGACAUGGGUGACGAAUCGAUCCCAGAAGUUGAAGAGGAUUUCGUCAACGUCGAAAGCGCAGAUGCUGGUGCUGGUAGCAGCGAAGCAGAUCUCUGGGCGAGGAACUCACCUCUUGCGGCAGAUCACGCAGCAGCGGGCAGCUUCGAUACCGCUAUGAACCUGCUCAAUCGUCAAGUCGGCGCUGUCAACUUCAAGCCACUUGAGUCUCGGUUCAUGGAGAUAUACCAGGCAACACGGACCUACCUGCCUGCCAACUCUGGCAUGCCACCUCUGGUGAACUAUGUUCGCCGCACACUAAAUGACACCGACUCACGCAAGAUUCUGCCACUGAUCACACGGGAUGUUGAGUCAGUGCUUGCUGAAGAGAUCAGAAAGGGCAAGGAAUCGAUGCAGAGCAACAAGCUUGACGAAGGUGUCGUCUUCUUCAAAAAGGCACUUCUGCUCCUCAUGGUCAACGCUGUUUCGUCGCAGAGCCAGGCUCAAGAAGCGCUAGCAGCAGUGCAACAGGCCGCACAGUAUGUGCUAGCCAUGUCCAUUGAGACCGAGCGCCGAAAGGUCGCGGGUGCCUCGACCGACAUUAGCAGUCUUGACGAUGCCGCCAAGAAGCGGUGCUUGGAGCUUUCGGCCUACUUUACCGUGCCUGAGAUGGAGCCCAAACACCAGACCCUCGCAUUGUUUUCGGCCAUGAAUUUCGCGAACAAGAACAAGCAGCUCGGAAGCGUGUUGAACUUUGCGAAUGCGCUGAUCGAGCGCGGCACGAACGCCAAGUUCAAGGAGACCGCAAAGAAGAUGAAGGCCAUCGCAGAACGCUCGCCCACCGACGCCAUCGAGAUCGAAUACGACACAUUCAGCGAAUUCGACAUUUGCGCCGCAUCAUAUACACCCAUCCACGCUGGCGAGGCAAGCACAAGCUGUCCUUUCGAUGGCAGCAAAUAUCAACCGCAGUAUAAGGGCACGGUGUGCAAGAUCUGCGAAGUUUCUGCUAUUGGUGCGCCCAGCAGUGGUCUGCGGUUGACGGUGUAAACGGACGGAUUGAUGUGAGCGUGGAAGGGAAGGGAAGCUUGGUGUCAGGAAUAUGCUGGCUGCUCAGAUGCAAUAAGCGAGGGAUAAAAGCUGGGCGUCUAGAGAACAGCACGUCUUUUGAAAUCCU
Molecule: messenger RNA, 3918 nt
Organism: Pseudocercospora fijiensis CIRAD86
Lineage: Eukaryota; Fungi; Ascomycota; Dothideomycetes; Mycosphaerellales; Mycosphaerellaceae
Exons: 3
Coding region: 132-3791 (1219 amino acids)
Biological process (GO): endoplasmic reticulum to Golgi vesicle-mediated transport; retrograde vesicle-mediated transport, Golgi to endoplasmic reticulum; intracellular protein transport
Cellular component (GO): COPI vesicle coat
Molecular function (GO): structural molecule activity; protein binding
Source: RefSeq, a predicted model, not a curated record